CAAAAUGACCGAAAGGAAAGCAGUCAUCAAGAAUGCCGACAUGAGCGAGGACAUGCAGCAAGAUGCUGUAGACUGCGCCACAACAGCUCUCGAGAAAUACAACAUUGAAAAAGACAUUGCUGCCUACAUCAAGAAAGAGUUCGACAAAAAAUACAACCCAACAUGGCAUUGUAUCGUUGGACGUAACUUUGGAAGCUAUGUGACCCAUGAAACAAAGCACUUUAUCUAUUUCUAUCUUGGACAAGUUGCCAUCUUACUCUUCAAGUCUGGAUGAAAUGGAACUGUAUACUUCCUCCACGAUGAUAUUUACCGGUCUCUUUCCUACAUAUGACGGAUGAAAGGCAAGCUGACAGCUGGGAAUCGGCUGAUUAGUGUGGACUUGUGUGUGAGAUGAUGUUUCUUGACUGUUUGUGGAUCUGCAUUUCUCAAAGAACCAAAUCAAACCAACCUCUGAAUCAGGACGUAUGAGCCUGCGACUUAAAACGUUUUUGUACUUAUAUAUUUAUCAUUUUUUGUUACUUUUGUUGUCAUCAUGUGGAACAUAAUGAAGCCUUUUUAUUUAAUCUAUUAAAAUCAUAUUGUUUACUAUA
Molecule: messenger RNA, 590 nt
Organism: Haliotis rufescens (red abalone)
Lineage: Eukaryota; Metazoa; Mollusca; Gastropoda; Lepetellida; Haliotidae
Product: dynein light chain 2, cytoplasmic-like
Exons: 1
Coding region: 5-274 (89 amino acids)
Biological process (GO): microtubule-based process; cilium assembly
Cellular component (GO): cytoplasmic dynein complex
Molecular function (GO): dynein intermediate chain binding; dynein light intermediate chain binding
Source: RefSeq, a predicted model, not a curated record